This is a messenger RNA of Empidonax traillii (willow flycatcher), 1056 nucleotides long. Its product is annotated as sulfotransferase 6B1-like. Gene Ontology annotation, molecular function: sulfotransferase activity. Gene Ontology annotation, cellular component: cytoplasm. Bases 103 to 960 code for a protein of 285 amino acids. The record is from RefSeq and is a predicted model, not a curated record. The transcript has 7 exons. NCBI's taxonomy places the organism in Eukaryota, Metazoa, Chordata, Aves, Passeriformes, Tyrannidae. Gene Ontology annotation, biological process: sulfation.
GGUCUCAAUUUGUCACUUCAAACCAUCUGACUAAGAAGUGCCUCUUAAAUCCUCAUCAUUUCCUUGUUAUCUGAUUUGCAGGAAUCCAAGACUUAAGCAACCAUGUCCAACUCCACUGAGGCAGAACUCAUUCACAUGUUUAAGGGAAUUCGCUUUACCACCAGGUCUUCUCCAGAACUUUUAAAAUCCUUGGAUGCUUUUGAUGCUAGAGAAGAUGAUGUCCUUUUGGUUUCCUAUCCCAAAUCAGGCACCCACUGGCUUGCAGGAGUUAUAACAAAGCUUUACGAUACUCAAGUUACAAUAACAUCUCCCAUUGAAUUUGGAGACAUUUCCAAACUGGAGGAGCUGAAUAAUCUCUCCUCAAAGAGAAUCAUUCCAACACACUUAGACUACAACAUGUUACCUCAGAAUUUUAAGAAUAAGAAAUGCAAGAUGAUCUACAUCUGCAGAAAUCCAAAAGACACUGCAGUUUCCAUGUAUCAUUACUACAGAGAUAACCCAAACCUUCCCACUGUAGAUACCUGGACUGCUUUCUUUGACUUAUUCUUAAAAGGGAACGUUGUCUGUGGAUCCUGGUUUGAUCAUUUCCUCAGUUGGGAAGCACAUGAAGAUGACAAAAACAUCCUAUUUUUGUUCUAUGAAGACAUGAAGAAGGAUCUCCCUAAGGUUGUAAAGAAAAUUGCUUUGUUCUUGAGUUUAAACGUCAGUGACAAAGACAUCCAAGACACCUGCAAUAAGUCCUCAUUCUCAGAGAUGAAAACUGACACAGAAAAGGAGAACAGCGAUCCCAGUCACACUGUGUGUGCUCUGACAUCCAACAGGAAGCUGAUUUUCCGAAAAGGUGUUGUUGGUGAUUGGAAGAACCAUUUCACUCCAAAGCAGAAUAGGAGGUUUGAGGAGAUAUUUAAUGAGAAGAUGAAACUCAGCAAGAUGGCAAAAUGUUUAACCUAUGAAGUUUGACUCCACGUGAAGGACAAUAUGCAGUUAACAACAAACGGGAUAUGAACAGACUUCUUAGAUCUGAAUUAGGAAUUUUACUCAUGAUGUUACAGAAAA